AUGUAUAGUGGAUUUCUAAGUAAAAAACUUGAAUACGAGUACAAUUCUAUUGUUAAUAGAAUGAUGAUUUUGCUGAUUGAUUAGUUAUCUUUAUAACUAUAAUUGAAUUAGAUAGCAAAUAAAACUUUCUUUGACAAACAAUUUUAUAAGCUUUACAAUCAAAUUAAAGAACUGGAAGGUUAGAAAGCACAGCCACCAAAAUUUAGCAAUUUGUUAUAGCCUUUACAAUUUGUUAUUCAAAACAAUGGAAACCAACAGAUUACAACUAACAAUUAAAAUUAACAAUGUUAAAAGCCCUAUGUUCCUCCAAUUUUAGAAUAAGAUGCUGCAUUUUCUACUUAAUAUACAAAAACCUAGACAAUCUCAACAAGGGCAAAAUCUUAAAUCGUACAAGCAAGACAAUAAUAAACAUUUUCACCUAACAAAGUUAGUAGAGUUUGUCGAUAUUCAGAUAGAAAAAAACCAAAAGUAUAAUUAAUGAAUGUUGGUGAAUUCUAUGCAGAUUUUCAGAAUGAUUCUUAAAUAUUAGGGAAAAAAUAAUAAAAUAAUGGGUAAAGGUUCCACACUUUGGAUUAAAAUUCAAUACUGAAAACACCUCUGAAUUUGGAAGCUUAGUAAAACAGAGAUACAUUAAAAGUCUGA
Messenger RNA from Paramecium tetraurelia, 642 nucleotides. RefSeq lists its product as uncharacterized. NCBI's taxonomy places the organism in Eukaryota, Ciliophora, Oligohymenophorea, Peniculida, Parameciidae. The record is from RefSeq and is a predicted model, not a curated record. The transcript is spliced from 2 exons.